Molecule: messenger RNA, 3812 nt
Organism: Maniola jurtina (meadow brown)
Lineage: Eukaryota; Metazoa; Arthropoda; Insecta; Lepidoptera; Nymphalidae
Exons: 19
Coding region: 192-3677 (1161 amino acids)
Source: RefSeq, a predicted model, not a curated record
CGCUAAAUUACAAGGCUAUAACAAAACACUUGUUUCCCGCGCUUGGUGUGUUGAGCCGUUUGAUUCAAUGUCCGUGCCGAGUGCUGAAAAAAAAACAAAUUAAAUUAGCGCGAAAAAUGGUUGACGUAAAGUCUUAAGUUUUUGAAUCUGUGCUUUUGUUUUGUGAGUGUUUGGAUUUCUACGUGAAAGUGAUGGGGUCAGGCGUAUCUGCUCUAGCAAACGAAAUACCAGGCACCGAUCUGCGCCUGCCUGCAUCGGGGCUGCGCUUCACGGCUCAGCAGAUACGGUCCCUCAACUGCUAUGUCGACACGCUGCACGAAGAAGAUCAGAAUGGUCGCAUGUCAACGGAGACGGAAUGCGCGGUGGAGAACCUUGUACAAAGAAUAGUGGACGGUGCGGGUCAGAGAGACCCUCGCUUCAAAUGCUGUCAUCUCGUUGCGCUACAUCGAGAAAAGAAGAUGCGUUCCCGAUCUCUCGAAUACUUGGUGACACUGGACUCUCUACCAGUGCUGAACGAUGGUGAAGACUGCCAGCUAUUGGAGGGGCCCGUGGGAUAUGGCAAGAUCAGACUGGGCGGCCGGGAAGCGGAUAAAUGGGCUGAAUUCCUAACUCCUGCUGGAUAUUUGUGCAGGGACAAAGUAGUGGAGCGCUGGGUGGAGCUGAUCGCCCGCUGUGCGCAGUCGAAGGGCGGGGGAGCCUCGCGCGCCCUCAGUGCCAGUGUGUUGCCUCAUGCUCGACCCUACACCUACUGUUACUUGGAACGAGCUUCACGUGAAGCGGCGCUGGAGCGUCGCCUGGCGAUAGUGGAAGGCUGCGCGUGGGUGAUGGUGCGGGUGGGCGGUGCGGGGCGCGCGGGGGAGGCGGAGGCCAAGCUCAUGCUCGCCGUCAGAGCUGCGGGCUGUAGCCAACAGUCAUACACUACACGAGUGCCGCUGACGCAUCCGUUGGCGUUGCUGCACUACACUAGUGCUCAGGGAGGUUACUACGCAGCGGCAGUGGGCCCUCCAUCAUCACUAGUAAAUACGGAAAGGGCUUCUACGUGGCAGUUGUGGCAUCCCGCCUUAGAAGCGACCCUGGAUUCGCAUUCCUCACAUCUGUCCUCUAUGGCCAAGAUCUCUGGAGCUCUCAAUAGUUUGGUUGACAAGAUGAGGGAAGGAUGUUUUCAGGGUUCUGCUUUACUCAUAAGCCGAUACGCCGCCUGGUGCGCUUAUCGAAGGCGGCUGGAUCGCUGUGCCUUGUACCGCAGUGCUGCAGCGAGGGCGUGCGUGUCUUCACACGCUGCGCAUCAUUUGCUGCUCAUUUUAGACAAUCUCUUAUACAUUUGUGAGCGCGGAGGAGUGGCCGGCUACGUGUACCAGAUAGACAGGAGUUCGCUGGUGAGGCGAGGGGCUCGAGAUACUGACUGGUCCCAAGACGCCGCCGCGAUCAGGAACUGUCUCCUUUAUCUACACAGGAUUGCUGCCCUAUUUUCAGUGGGCGAGGAAAUUCCCCAGUCGCCACCAGAGAAACUAGAAGCCGCGCUGAUCAGCCGCUGGGAAGGGCUGUCAGCGACGCCCACUGCUGGGGGAGUGGGCAGCUUCUCUAGGAACCAGCUUGCAUACCUCAACAGACUCAUCAAGGAGCUGAUCGCUUGCAAGAAUAUGAUUACUUAUGAUCAGCACAGCACAUUUCGCGCUAACUUACUUCAAGUGACAGCACAACAUCAGGAAAGCAUCGAGGAGCUCAUCCAUAUCCUGGCAAUCCUGUUGGACCAAGCUCGGGAUAUUUACUUCACUCUGCACGCACGCUCAAACUUGCAGCCAGCUGUGGGCGAAUUCGACCGAGAAAUGGCCGUUUAUAGGUCCAAGAAAUGGAACAAACUGAAGGACUAUUAUGACGCGUCGUCAGCUUGCCUCAUUGAUGCAGUCAGAAGAGACCCUGACAUUCGGAGGGAGGACCUCACCGAUGACCUCACAAUCAUGAAGAAUGUACUACAUUGGCUUUAUAAAGGAGCGAAAGAUGACAAAAAAUACCUCGGUCCAGUACUAAAACCAUUCCUCAACGACCUACAUGUAACUGCAUCAGAAAACUCGUGGUUCCUCGAAGACUUCGAAGCUAAGAAGUGUACGGGGGAGUUUGAGGGUCUGAAGGACUACUGCUUAAAGGUCCACGAUGGUAUGGAGCCAUGUGUGGGUUUGCUGGACGCUGCCAAGAGGCUUACUUGGGCAAAGGCGCUGGUUGACCUGGUGGACCGAUAUCGACAUUUUGACUUCCGUCUGGUGUUUCCAACGGGCGAUGGGCUAGCAGAGUCGUAUCCAGUGAAGCUCCCUUCGCGAAGGGAGCACAGGUCCGCGCGGGUCCUGACCUUGAGUCGGAGGGAUAAGGCGGAAGCCAAGCUGAGACUAGCAAGACGUUGUGUUUUGGCUGCUUUUACCACCGCCUUAGUGGGCAGGUCCCAAUCGAAACAGAUAUCAAGACACGGGAGUACAGAAGAAAUUCUAGCAAGUGUCCAAAAUGGAAGCUACUGGAGGAAUAUGACCAAACCUGACAUCAUACCUUCUGCUUCCCAAGAAACAGACCUUCCGAAAGUCAGACGAAGAUCUAGGCGUAGAAGACCAGCUACAUCCUAUGGUUUCCCAGAAAUUUCCAUCACAAAUCAAUCAGAUACUAAAACUUUAAGGAGGAAGUACCAUACGUUGAAGAGUUUGGUGUACACGGAACCAGUGGAAAGUAUUAGGGAGUUGAGAGAGAGACCGCGCUCUGCUGGGUCUAGUGUGAGGGAAAAAGAUGCACUGAGUAGACCCAGUAUACUUGAGACUCUGGACUUUAUUAAUGGCGUGAAGGAUGCUUUGUGCGUGGAAGAAUCUGCAACAUCAGACGCAGAAGACGGAGCGUGGUCGGUUCAAGACGAGUGGAUGAUAGGGCAGGCAUCUCCCCUCGCCCUUAUUGCCAGUCGCUGUGGUGGUGCCUUACAUCUAGCACUGGGGGAUGUUCUUCACGCGUUAUUGCUACGAGGGAAAUUCACUAUUCUUCAGGAGCUUUGUGCAUGGCUGGGCGAGUCUAGCGAAGGCGCCCUGUUCGCCCUGCAUAGACUCUCACGAGCUUCCCGUGCUCGAUCUACGGAACGUUCUACUGACACAAUAUGGAAGCUACCAGAAACGGACGUGAAGUUGCAAGAGGCUCCACAGAGGUAUCGACCGAAGCCGCCAGACUACAUGUCCGGGGACGAGGCUCCUCAACCACCGCCAUUACCGAGACAAUCGAGUAGAGACAAGAAGUUAAAACGCUAUCCAGACAUAUCGCCACCGAUCCAAAAAAUGGAGCAAAAUAUGAAUCAACUACAAAUAAGCCCACUCAAGCUCUCCCAUAAAUCCCCACUGCCACGAAAUCUCAACACACAAUAUACAGGCAUAAUCAACCCUAUAUACGACAUUAAGAUACCCAGAGAUAAAUUCACUGUUAAAAGAACUAAAUCACUAGGCAGAACUUUCAGUUCCCGAAAUCUAGGUUUAGAAAUAACUAGGUACAACUUGAGUCUAGGUCAGAGAAAUGGUAAAAGAACUAAUGAUGUAGUAACGGCUAUUAAUGAUACUACAGCUGAAACUGGUUUAGAUGUUAAGAGUCAUUUCUUUCAGAGAUAUAGUACUGCUAAUAUUGUAGGGGAUUCGUAUAGGAUUAGUAGGGUUACAAUUGAUUGAAAUACAUGUGAGCAAGAUACAAACAAGCAAAACAAAACAGAUACUAGACAUAAGCAAAGUAAGACAGAAAAACUAAGGCGCCAUCUCCACGGACGAGGGUGUUGCAGCGAUAGUCUCGUCGUGUUAGCAAAUUCG